AUGCGCAGUCGCGGCGUUGAUGCUGGUGAGGCCAGAUUAAUAUCUCUGUUUGGCGAACGCUGGGUUCUGGAGAACAUUCCUCAACCGUCUCGUAGAAACCCUAGCCCUCCGGCUGCCGCUGGCGAGGAAGGCCGCUCCAUGUGGGAGGAAAUUGCACGCUCUUAUGACGAUGGUGUUGGUUCGUACGAUUUCUCGACGGAGCGCAGGCGGCAUCGCGCUCAGCUCGCUCGCAUGUCUAUGCCUGCACCGCCCGUGGCUGCUCGUUUUGAUCGCAGCCCCGAGCACUCGAGCUCGGCUAGAUUGUCCGGCCGAACAUCGCGCAACGAUUCGCGGCCUCAUCGCCCAUCAGCCUUAACUCGAGGUGCGCGCCGACUGCGUCCACUUGGGCAUAUGGGCGAGAACCCAAUUGCAGACGGCCUAGGUGAUCGGAAUAGGAGCCUUAGUCCUGAUGAAGAUGGCGUGUGGGAUACUCUUCUUACCACGCUGACGCCGGACCCGCAACCCCCUAGUGCUGGCUCCUCAUUUGCAUCGGCUUCAGCAUCAGCCUCAGCCUCUGCAUCUCAAUCCCAGAGCGCCGCUGCAUCAUCUCGAACAUCCCUCACUGAACCUGAAAUGGCCGAAGAGCCGCUUGAGCAGCCCUGCGAGUCUGGGCACGAAAACUCAGACAGUGAUGUACAGGAAGACCCCCACAUGGGCAGAGGCUGGCCGGAGCAUUGGACUAUGAAUUAUCCUUCGCGACACCGGAGAUUUGUGGCUGACCUAGACGCCAAUGACCCGAGUAGGAUAUCCUUUGUAAGGGCGGAUAGGCCAUUCGCCGGUCGCGAUGACCAGGAAAUGCGGCACCGCCGACGUCUCGAGCUUGCACGACAUUACCGGAUCGCAACGCGUGAUCCCACCCCCCUACCAGAGUUUCUGGAUGUAAGAGACUCAAGCGAGGAGCUCGGCGGCGCUCCUGGCCAAGGGGAUACCGAUGUCGAUUUGGCAUCAUCCAGCCAUAAUCACACACCGAACGACAACGCACUACAUGGCAUGCAGAUGAUUAUGCGCAACCUUGCUCGAAGGGAAGACAUUCCUGAUGAAUGGUGGGCGGGUGCAGGACUGAGCAGGACCUUACCGGAUGAAUCUUGA
This is a messenger RNA of Colletotrichum truncatum, 1128 nucleotides long. RefSeq lists its product as uncharacterized. Lineage: Eukaryota; Fungi; Ascomycota; Sordariomycetes; Glomerellales; Glomerellaceae. The record is from RefSeq and is a predicted model, not a curated record.